Dimorphilus gyrociliatus is the source of this 3892-nucleotide messenger RNA. Lineage: Eukaryota; Metazoa; Annelida; Polychaeta; Dinophilidae. The record is from the annotation of a GenBank genome assembly.
ACAUUUUUUAUCAAGGGAUUUUAAUAUGAAGAAUACUUUAGUUAUAUUUCUAUUUUAUGAAAUAUUUUUUAUCAUAUCAAAGAAAGCUAAACUUAAUCAACAGUGUAAUGUUGCUCGAUGUAAAAUUGAAGAAUGGUCAACUUGGAGCGCUUGUUCCGUUGCUUGCGGAGAAGCGGGAGUGAAAAGUAGGACAAGACAAAUUUAUGUACAAACGGGUUGUUUAAAUGAUAUCUGUUCGGAGGAACGUUAUGAAACUGUGCCGUGUAAUGGAUAUUGUAGAAAUUAUAAUUGGACAAACGGAAAUUGUGAUUGCGAUUCCGGUUGGACAGGUAGAUGCUGUAAUAUAGAUAUUGACGAAUGUCUGCAAGAUAAUAUGUGCCAUCAUAUAUGUCGCAAUACUCGUGGAUCGUAUAUUUGCGUAUGUAACUCUGGUUUUGAAAUGACUUCAACAGGAAGUUGUAUAGAUAUUGAUGAAUGUUUAUCAAACCCUUGUAGUCAUACAUGUAAAAAUUUAAAUGGAACAUUUAUAUGUAACUGCCCAGAAGGUUACAUCCUCGAUUCGGAUGAAAGAAACUGUUUUCCUAAUAAUACUAUUCAAAAGUGCCCUGCGAAUAAUACCUGUGAUCAGAAUUGUAUCAAUAAAGAAAAUGGUACUUAUCAGUGUACGUGUAAACCUGGAUUUUUUCAAGAUGGAAAGUCAACCAAUUGUUCAGACAUUGAUGAAUGCCUUAAUAAAACUCUAAAUGAAUGUCAACAAAAAUGCAUCAACCUCCCAGGAUCGUAUCAAUGCGAGUGUGAAGAAGGCUAUGAAUCUGUCAACAACUCUAAAUCCUGUUUUGAUAUUGAUGAAUGCAAUAGAAAAAUAUCAAAUUGUAGCCAUUUGUGUAAUAACAUUAAAGGAUCGUACGAAUGCAGUUGUCCAAAGGGUUUCAGGUUGAAAAACGAUGGAAUAAAUUGCGAAGAUGUGGAUGAAUGUAAGGAUGUAAAUGGAGGAUGUACAGACAAUUGCAUCAACGUUAUUGGGUCAUAUUUUUGCAGUUGUGCAAACAGCUCAUUUUUAUACUUGAAUUCUACUUGUUCAAAUUCAGGAACAGAAACGCCAAAAGCGAAUAAGGAAAACUCAACUAAACUGGAAGCGUAUUUUAUUGUUAUUCUAUGUUUUAUAAUAUUUAUUGGUGUUGGAAUUUGUUUUAUUUCAAUAAUUUGCUAUAAAAGGAAGAAAAUGCCUGAUAGUAAUCGACAAUCACCAACAAGCGCUCCACCUCCCGACUACACACUCUCCACUAUAUCAUCACCAUCAAAUAUUCCAAUAGGCGAGAACCCACCAUGCGAAUGGUCGUCAUGGACCUUAUGUUCCCAACCUUGCGGUGUACAAGGCACCACUAAUCGUACCAGGCGAAUAAUCCAAAAGCCAAAAUGCGGAGGAUAUCCAUGUAAAGAUACAACAUAUCAAGAAAAACCCUGCAAUAUAGAUUGUGGAAAAGGUAUACUGAAAAAUGAGACUUGUGAAUGUCCAACUGGAUGGAAAGGGCCCUGCUGCAACAAAGAUAUUGACGAAUGUAAAGAACCAAACAAUUGCUCUCAAAUUUGCGUUAAUACACCUGGAUCAUACGAAUGUGAAUGUCGAUCCGGUUAUAAAAAGAUUGAUUUUUACACAUGUUCAGACAUCGAUGAAUGUUUUGAAAAGAAAUGUUCACAAAAUUGCACAAAUACUAUUGGAUCAUUUAAUUGUUCUUGUACACCUCCGUCUAUUCUAUUAUCAGAUGAGACAUCUUGCAGUGAAUGUAAAGUUGAUCACAUGUGUUCACAGCACUGCAUUGCUGGUAGACAUAACUAUCAUUGUAAAUGUUUUAAUGGAUAUUUACAAUCACUUAGAAAUCCACAUAACUGUCUUGAUUUUAAUGAAUGCAGACAUCGAGAUCUCAAUAAAUGCUCACAAAUUUGCAUAAAUACACCUGGAGCAUAUAAAUGUGAAUGUAAACCUGGAUAUUUGUCGAAAAAUGAAGGAAGACAAUGUAUAGACAUUAAUGAAUGCGAGAGUUUAAAUGUGCAUUGCAGUUACUACUGUAAUAAUACACCAGGAUCAUAUUUUUGUCACUGUCCGAAUGGUUUAAAAUUAAAUUCGAUAAAUAAAGAAGAUUGCGAAGACAUUAACGAAUGUGAAGACAACAAUGGAGGUUGUUCUUCUGCAUGUAUUAACACUUUUGGAAGUUAUUUUUGUACUUGCGAAGAAAACUAUUACAUGACUGAAGAAAAUGAAUGUAAAACUAGUUGUGAUAAAAUGCUUUCUAUCAGUCACGCUUGUAAGUUGCUUUUUUGUCAUUAUUUCUUACUUUUCGUUGAGGGGCUAAGAAAAACUGGUCAAUGUGAAGUUCAACACUGCAAAGUUGAAGAGUGGAGCAGUUGGUCACAAUGUUCUACAGUAUGUAAUAAUGAAGGUAACACUACCAGAGUCAGAAAAGUGUCUGUUGAAGCAUUUUGUGGAGGAACUGUCUGUCCUCCUCUAAGAGAAGUUCGACCGUGUCAGUCUUUAUGCAUACAUGGAAAUAUCGAAGAAGAAGGCUUCUGCAAAUGCAAUCCAGGAUGGAUGGGAAACUGUUGUCAUAUAGAUAUUGAUGAAUGUAACAAGACAACCACGUGUAAAUACAUAUGCAAGAAUACUGAAGGAUCGUAUCAAUGUUUAUGUCCUUCCGGUCACAAAACGGUAGGAAAUGAGUGUAUAGAUAUUGACGAGUGUUCAUUGGACAUGUGUGAUCAACGCUGCAAGAACUCGAUUGGUUCUUUUACUUGUAGUUGUGAAGAAGGAUACAAGUUAACAGAAGAUCUAGUGCAUUGCGAAGAAGUCAACGAUUGUUCAAUAGAUAAUAAAUGUCAUCAAUUGUGCAUUAAGGAUGAAAACAAUGAUGACAAAUGCUUAUGUAGAUAUGGAUUCUAUUAUUCGAGUAUAAAGCAGAAAUGUUAUGAUAUUGAUGAGUGUUUGGCAAAUGAUAAAGUCUGUGAUCACAAUUGCACUAAUACUGCUGGUUCCUUCAUUUGUAAAUGUAAUGAAGGAUAUAAGACAAUAAACAAAGGAAGAACUUGCCAGGAUAUAGAUGAAUGUAAGGAAUUUGUAACAAAUUGUCCAUUUUUUUGUGAAAAUACUCCUGGCUCAUAUAAAUGUUCAUGUCCAGUCGGUUUUCAGUUAGAUCCAUUUACUUCGAGAUGUCAAGAUAUAGAUGAAUGCCAGACUGAAAGUCAUGGCUGUGGGGAUAGUUGCAUCAAUACUCAUGGAAGUUUUCGCUGCACAUGUAAAGACGGAUUUAGUGCGGUGAAUGGUACAUGUAAAGAGGAUAAAAAAUUGCCAGUUGAUGAAAAUUCUGAACUGGAUCUUAAAUAUAUUAUUUCAAUAGUAGUAUCGGUCUGCAUUUUUCUGUUCCUGAUUUUGUUAAUCUAUAAAUUAGGAAAAAGACACGGAAGAAGAAAUAAAAAUGGAGCGAAAAUAAGAAGAAAUAUGAAAAGAAAAAGGACAGUAUCUGUAAAAAUAGGGAGGAGAGAAAGAAACAAAGAAGGAAUAAAAGAAAUAGACGAAAAUCAAAUUGGCUAUUUGAAAAUUGUGUCAUUACAGCAAUCACUACCUCCAGUACCACCAUUGCCUCUAGAACAACCAGUACCAUCAGAAGCUAAUAUUACGAGAACAAAUACAAUAAAGGUUGUCUUUGAAAAAGAUGAUAAUUAGAAAACACUAUAAUAUUUAUUUAAUUUUUGAGCCGAAAGUAAGAAUCUGUCUUGUUAUUGAUUUUUCCAUCUCUUUAUAAAUAAAUGCAUUAUCAUUUUUAAUGGUGGGCUAUCAUAUAGAACAUUUAAUGAUUCGCUUUUUAUCAUUAAUUGACCGAAAUAUAGAAAUCAUACCAGC